This is a messenger RNA of Mycena citricolor, 4057 nucleotides long. Lineage: Eukaryota; Fungi; Basidiomycota; Agaricomycetes; Agaricales; Mycenaceae. The record is from the annotation of a GenBank genome assembly.
CAAACGUGCAAUAACUCAGCCACUCUUUCUCUCCACUAACCACUUACCAUGUAUCCUACCGACGGCAUCCGGUCUCAGCUUGAGUGGUCUAGCACCCUGACCUCCCUCACCAUUCCCAGUGCUGAGGAGGAGUCCAAGUACCUGCGCAAGACCGCCAUCAUUGCAACGAUCGGUCCUAACACCAACAGCGUCGAGAAAUUGUCCGAGCUUCGUCGCGCUGGCGUCAAUGUCGUCCGCAUGAACUUCUCCCAUGGAGAGUAUUCUUACCACCAGAGUGUCAUCGAUAACACCAGGAAGGCCGUUGCGGCCGAUCCUGCUGGUCGCCCCAUGGCAAUCGCGUUGGAUACCAAAGGACCGGAGAUCCGCACUGGUGUGACCAGAAACGGUGUCGACUGGAAAAUCUCUGCUGGACAUGAGUUCAUCAUCUCCACCGACGAGCAAUACAAAGAGAGCUGUGAUGAUCAGGUCAUGUUCGUUGACUAUGCCAACCUGCCCAAAGUCACCGCCCCAGGAAAAUUGAUCUACGUCGACGAUGGUAUCCUGUCACUGCUCGUUCUGAGCAUUGAGGGAGCCAACGUGCGCGUACGUGCCGUCAACAACGGAGCGAUCUGCUCUCGCAAGGGUGUCAACCUUCCCAAGACCGAUGUUGAUCUCCCUGCCCUGUCCGAGAAGGACAAGCGCGAUUUGCUCUUCGGCGUUAAGAACGGAGUCGACAUGAUCUUCGCCUCCUUCAUCCGACGGGCCCAGGAUGUGAAGGACAUCCGCACUGUGCUUGGCCCCGACGGUGCCAACAUCAAGAUCAUCUGCAAGAUUGAGAACGAGCAAGGAGUCGCCAACUUUGACGAGAUUCUUCGCGAGACGGACGGAAUUAUGGUGGCCCGUGGUGAUCUUGGUAUCGAAAUCCCUGCCAGCCAAGUCUUCCUUGCCCAGAAGAUGAUGAUCGCGAAGUGCAACAUUGUUGGAAAGCCUGUUAUCGUUGCUACUCAGAUGCUCGAAGUGAGUGCCCAUAUGCUUCUGUCUGAUUGUUAUAGUACAACCCCCGUCCGACGCGUGCUGAGGUCAGCGAUGUUGCCAAUGCUGUUCUUGACGGUGCCGACUGCGUCAUGCUCUCCGGAGAGACUGCCAAGGGUUCAUACCCCAUUCAGUCUGGUGCGUGUGCUGAUGAUGGCGGAAACCUGUUUGCUCGCCGAAGCUGCCAUCUGCUACCCGCCGCUCUACGCAGAGUUGACUGCCGUUCAGAACCGGCCAACUCAGACGGUUGAAACGGUCGCUAUCGCUGCAGUGGCUGCCGCUUCCGAGCAGAACGCCAGUGCCAUUCUCGUGCUGUCGACGAGUGGUAACACUGCCCGUCUCAUCUCCAAGUAUCGCCCCAAGGUUCCGAUCAUCACCGUGAGCCGCAACGAGCAGACCACUCGGCAGAUUCACCUGCACCGCGGCUGCUAUCCGUUCUGGUACCCGGAGCCUCGAGGUGUCCAAGACCACCAGUGGCAGAUCGAUGUCGACAACCGCAUCCGGUUUGGUCUGCGCAAUGCCAUGAACCUCAAGCUGGUUGCGCCGGGAGCGACUAUCAUUGCUGUGCAGGGAUGGAAGGGCGGUCUGGGGCACACCAACACCAUGCGUGUUCUCACUGUCCCCGAGGUGGCUGACUUGGAGAUGCUGCCUCUCACUGCUUGAAUAAAGAAAUUGCAUCUGUAGAACCGAAUAUUAGCUGUACUUUUUUACGCCAAGCCAAUCAAUAUAGAAGUCACGUUGAUGGGAAAUCUGAUCAUGUCGCGAUUUUGGUCUCAGCCCGCGUCCACUGCAUGUCCUUCACCAAAAGACGCAGCGGAAGUAUCAGAGGGCGCUUGCCACACUUUUCCUCCGUAAUUCAAGAGAAGUAUCAUGGCCGCCAUCCACCAUGGUUCGUGCCCUACGCCAUGGGCAUCCCGGGCCGUGCGCGACCUCUCAAGGUGUGGAUUCUCAACCCGACGCGGGUACACCAAUCCAGUAUCUCCACAUUCGGUCCCAAGAAGGGCUUGCUCAUCCUAUUCCUAUUCGUCGCGGGCAUUCUGGUCGUGACGACGUUUGCGGUGACGAGGUGGUUCGGGCCAAAGGAGCAGUCAUGGCCAGUCUUCACCAGUGAUCCACCCACGCUCGUCUUCCAUCGCGAAGACAUUGCCAGGAUAUGGUCGUGGGAGAUUAAAAGCGGGCAUUAUCCUAGCAGGAGACGAAUACCUCAACAGGUCGGCCUGAAUGAAACGUUCGAUAACCCCGCACUUCCCCCUCGGCGCGCGACUUUCCCAACCCGAAUCCACGUCCCGGCUGGGCUUGGUGUCACAAUAACGCGCGGCGUUGGGGCGAGGCGAGUAUAUUUGGACGUUCAAAGUCAGCCCCCACAUGUCGCAUAUCCUCCAAGACCUGUGCCAGGAAGUAUUGCCGAUUUGGACAUCGUCAUGGAACAUUGCGACUUCUCGGAAAACAAGUAUGUUCGAGACUGCCUCGAGGUUCUGCGGGUCGGUGCUGGACUCGAUAACGGAAGACGCCUCAGGAGAGGCAAAAUGCAGGACUUCCAGUACAUUUUCGUCGAACAAACCGAUCCUGAAGACCCGCCUGCUAUAGUGGAAGACCAGAAACCGUUGAUCGCACCCUUGAUCACAGACGUGGCGUCGGAAACACUGUCAGACGUCGGGUUGGUCAAGAAAAAGGGGAUUGCUUGGGAGGUUCCUCCGAUUGCUCUUACACAAGAACGCCCAUACAAAACACAUUCUACUCCCGGCGAACCCUGUGAUCCUGAAAACCCGCGCUAUUUCCACCUGUUCUGGACUGGGCCGUUCACGGACAAACCGUAUCUAGCUCUGCUCAGUUUCUUGUUCACCCAAAACACGGGGCUCAAUGCGCAGGAUAACCAGGAGAGUCUUGUUUGCCGACCGAAGUUCUUGCUUUGGAUCAAUCCGGGCCCCGCUGCAGCCAUGCCUAAUCCGUCGGCGCGCCGAGAGAUGUUCGACGAGCUCAAGGCGAAUCCGUGGGCUGCGCCGUUCCUGCACCCCCGAUUCAAGGAUGUGAUCGAGUUUAGGCUGUGGAACACAACCGAACAGUUGGACGGGGUCAAGGAAAUCGCUGGAGACUGGCGCAGGCACGAUCUCUUCAACUCCGGUGGACAUAUCAUCAGUGUGCCCGCUAAGCAUAGCGCAGAAACGUCCGCGGCAUCAGCGUCGGAUCCUACGGAGCCUGUUAUCACCGCCAAAACCGAAGGCAACGACAUGCUCAACAGGAUAGGGUCCAAGUCUUCAAGCUCGUACGACCGCCUCAGUGUGAUCCUUUCGGACAUGGCACGCUUUAUCCUGUGUCACAGAUAUGGCGGCAUAUAUCUUGAUGCCGACACACUUUUGCUUCGUGAUUGGGAGGAACUGUGGGGAUGGAGGGGUGCCUAUGCAUACCGCUGGAGUCGACUGGAAAAAUACAACACCGCUGUGCUGCAUCUGAACAAAGGCUCGGCGCUUGGAACGUUCCUAUUUCGAACUGCGCUGAAGAACAAUCUUGAUUUCCAUCCUAUGACCGUCUCCAGAUAUCUCAAGGAAGCACAUCUUGAAGGGUUACUCCUGCGACUCCCCGAUGCUUUGUUUGAUUCGGCCUGGCUCAGCACAGAGUAUUAUCAGUGGAAGCGACCGCCGCAGCCGUUCUUCACAGACUUUGGCGAUUUCUUCGACACGCCUCCAGAGUCCAGUGCUGCUCCCCAUGCAUUGGGCUUCGACGGUUUUUUCAAGGGUGCAUUCUCAUAUCACUUCCAUAAUUAUUGGUGGAAGCCUUUCGACCCAGCGCGCAAUUGGCCAGAUCUCGGACCCCGAUUCAAAGCAGGAGAGGAUGCUGCACGGCUCAAAGCCAUGGCCGCUGUGACCAGCACCCCGCAGCAGUCGGCGACUACUAUGGCUUCUCCGGCCGAGGUCGAGGACGAAGCCGAUCAGCGGGAUUUAGAUUGGUCGACUGUCAUGAAGAGGACGUUUGAGGCCUACGUCCGAGGAGAGCGGCCAUCGAUGUAUGGAGAGUGGAUCCAGUGGUAGCUGGAAGUGUAGUAUACAUA